CUGGCUCUAAAACAGCUGACUGAAAUUUACAAAAUAUUAGACAAUUUGUUUUUAAGACUUAAAUUGCUUAUAACUCGAUUUAAUUUCUUAAAUUGCUUCCCAAUAGAUGGAUAAACGACUAAAUAUUUGAUUUAAAAUAUUCAGUAAUAGGCGGCCAGUCAGCUGUUCCAUUGGACACCAAAGGGGAAGUUCCCUGAGAAGCACUCCUCAUAAAAAAGGGAAAUUCGAUUAUCUGAAAGGAAAAUCCAAUCAAUUUCCACAAAACCACUUUCGGGAGAUAACUGCCCACUUACUCGGACCUGUAGACCACUGGGAUCGAGGGAGAGGAAGAGGAGCCACCCCAGGAGUAGCUGCAUCCAAUGCUCCAGGCGCACUUUCCCCAAGGAACCGCAUCCAGCGCCAUGCCCGCUUCUCGGAAGGAUCCCGGCCAGCGGUGGCUGUGAUGGAGCGCUAGGUAGUGGCCAGGAUGUGGCCAGCUGCCCUGACCCGCCUGCUGCGACGCCGUAUUGUGUACAUCGUGCUGGCGCUGCUGCUGCUGGUCUACGGAUUCGGACACCUCGUGGAUCGGAACUCGUUCGCCGGCCUGCACAACGACGAGUAUGUGGUGCAGCGCACACGCCCGCUGCUCUGGACGCAGCAGCUCCUUGCGCCCGAGGAGCAGCUCAACCGCACGCGCGGCGAUCCGGAGGCCCGGUGCCGCAACUCCGUCCAGGGCCGCCGGCUGCUGGCCGACGAGCGCGGCUUCGUGUGCCGGCGCCAGGAGGUGCUAGCCAGCGGCUGCUGCAACCUGGAACUGCCCGGCAUCGGGUACUACAGCUGCCGCACCUGCAACACCAGCACCCACUGCUGCGGCGUCUACGAGUACUGCGUCUCCUGCUGCCUGCACCCCGGCCAGCAGCCGCUGCUGGAGCGCGUCCUGCGGGCGCCCAACACGCCCAAGUACAUCUUCGCCAGCGUCGCCGAUCACUUCGAGUUGUGCCUGGUCAAGUGCCGCACCAACUCGCACUCCGUGGAGCACGAGAACAAGUACCGCGAUGCGGCGGCCAAGCACUGCUACGGCCUCACCGAGGCCCACGAGUCGCAGCGCAAUGUGGCGCCCCAGGGCGCGAUCCGGAGCUGACCACGGGUCCUCCGCGUUGAGAUUUCUUCUGUACAAAGAUGUGGGCUUGAGCUUUACCUCGGACUGUGUAGAACUAGGGAGUUUUUAGUUAUCUUAAGCAGCACUCUAGAUCACGAACAAUAUGAUUUCCCUGCACAUAUAAUCAAAGUUUAGUUUUAGUAGAUACUACCUUCUUUCCACAAAUCGAAUUUAUUUAUCAGCUUCCCCUUGUCGUGACCCUUGAGCAGAUAUUGUACAUAAGCCGGGAACUAUUCCAGGUGAUCAAGAGCCCCAUGAACACGGUGACCAGCUCUCUUCCACUCCAAGCCUGUCCCACAGCGCUGUCGGCCUCAUUGCUACCCAGCAAUGUGUAAAUACUUCAUAGCUAGCCCUAAGCCCAGGAAAGUGCAAUUUUUGACUCGACGAUUAUACUAUCCAUCCAUGGGUGUGUAAAUACGAAUAAACGAGCGGCAUUUAAAUAAAAGACGGCGGUGGUUUUUGUAA
Molecule: messenger RNA, 1603 nt
Organism: Drosophila biarmipes
Lineage: Eukaryota; Metazoa; Arthropoda; Insecta; Diptera; Drosophilidae
Product: SREBP regulating gene protein
Exons: 2
Coding region: 467-1120 (217 amino acids)
Biological process (GO): positive regulation of SREBP signaling pathway
Source: RefSeq, a predicted model, not a curated record